This is a messenger RNA of Wasmannia auropunctata (little fire ant), 3897 nucleotides long. RefSeq names its product MLX-interacting protein (gene Mondo). The coding region runs from base 512 to 3646 and encodes 1044 amino acids. The transcript is spliced from 16 exons. Gene Ontology annotation, cellular component: nucleus. NCBI's taxonomy places the organism in Eukaryota, Metazoa, Arthropoda, Insecta, Hymenoptera, Formicidae. Gene Ontology annotation, biological process: regulation of transcription by RNA polymerase II. Gene Ontology annotation, molecular function: DNA-binding transcription factor activity, RNA polymerase II-specific; RNA polymerase II cis-regulatory region sequence-specific DNA binding; protein dimerization activity. The record is from RefSeq and is a predicted model, not a curated record.
GCGCGUGGUGUCGGCGCGCUGUGGUGGGUCCGCGGGACCAGUCGUGUAUCGCGGGCGAUUGUGGGCAAUGCGGAGUAUGCGGACUCGCGGCGCAAAUGGCGUCGCCGUGCCGUUAUGAGCGAGUGCGUGCCGUGCAAGCGUAGCGCGUACGGGCCGCGUCCGGGCGCGGCGUCCCGCCGCCCAGACGACUGAAACGACCGAGAGCGCGGGCGUAGCGUCGUAGACGACGGCGCGAACGCGCCGAGGAUCCGUGCGUUGCGUGUGUGUACGUGUGUGUGUGUGUCGUGUGUGCGCGCAGCGCUGCCGAGCGUGUGUUGAUCCCCCCCGCGCCGACGACGGGGGAUCGGGGGAGAAAAAAAUAGUUUUUUUUCGAAGCGAGCCCCCUCCGGGGCCCGUGUGUCUCUCUGUCGCGGCCACAUCGACGACGUGAGGCGACGGGGAACGAGUGACGACGAGUCGUGAGAUAGGUCCAGAAGGGAACCGUUCGUGUCCGCAGGAGAUCGGUGCCGAGAUGCAGGCGGAAUUGAUGUACCGUAAACCACCGUCAUCGGCGAUGACGAGCCAGGGCGGUUUUCACUGCGCCGGCAACGAUAACAAACGUGAGAGGAAUGGCGGGCGGGAUUCGCGGGAGGCGAUACAUUCGGGCCACUUCAUGGUGUCGGACUUCGAGGCCGAGGCGCAGGACGACGAGGACGAUCUCGCUGUGCCGGUGCCGGAUCAGGAGGAGCAGACCGCCAGGUUCUCGAUCACCGUUCCGCCGGGCUUCUUCCACAACAGAUUCGCGAGUUCGUUGAACGACAAGAGCACCUCCCAGCAGCUGAGCAUCGAGACGUCCUUGAACAAGCUGUUCCAGUGCAUGUCCCUCGCCUACAGACAGAAGCUGACAUCGCCUAAGUGGAAUCGCUUCAAAGGCAUCAGACUGAGAUGGAAGGACAAGAUCAGAUUGAACAACGUGAUCUGGAGAUGCUGGCACAUGCAAUUUAUAUUGAAGCAAAACACGUUGGUGUGCCAGUUCGCGUCGCCACUUGACGUGGACACCCACAACAAGCCCGAGGCGGUGGUCUUAGAGGGAAAAUACUGGAAACGAAAGCUCGCGGCCGUCACAGCGGAAUACAAGAAAUGGCGUAUGUUCUAUCGCAACCAAAUCCUCGGCUGGACGAACAAAGAUGGCACGGAGAUGAUGGAGUCAAUGGACAUGCUGGAUUGGAUCAGUGGAUGUGGGCCCACCGGUAACUUCGGUGCGGGUACGGGGAAUGCAUUCGGGAAUACGGCCGGCGCUUCGGGCGGGGAGAGUAUGUUGGUUGACGAAGACUACAUGGAGCUGAUGACCGACACCCUCUUUUCGACCAUCAGCUCGAAUCAGCCGUUGUACUUUCCCGAUCCCAGAGAAAUCGCGCGAGGUGCCAGCUUAGCAGACUUCAUACAACCCAGUCUGGGCCCCUUGCAACCGAAUCUGGACGAUUUCAUGGACACCUUAGAGCCGUUGCAAGAAUUUCUAAACUCGAAAUUGCCUCCCGUACCCGAAGAGGACGAUAUGUUUCGGAAUAGCGGUCUAAACACUACUUACGCCGAUUUGGACCUGAUGACACCGAUCAAUCCGAUGAACGAAAUAGGCGAGGGUCCGACGAUAAAGAACGAACAGACGGCGCAACAACAGCAGCAGCAGCAGCAGCAGCAACAGCUGCCGCAGGAGCAAGAGGCCAGCAUGCAGAAUCUCCAGUACACCGCCAAGAUAUAUACUCAGUCUCAACCUGAAGCGGCGGCGAAUAUGUAUAGGAAUAACAUAGUUAUGAGUGAAGAUUACGCUCUUCAGCCGAACUUCGAGGCUGCGUCCGUUGCGAGUCCAAAUCAAUCCAUACGAGACAAGGCUAGAGGUGACAGAGCGUCGUCGAGAAGCAGCCGCGUGAUACAGCAAUCCCAGCAGCAGCAGCAACCGCAACCGCAACAGCAGAACAAUCAAAUAAUGUAUCAAACGACGGUGCAGCAGCAGAAUUCGGGCUUCCAGCCGCAGCAGCCUUACGCGAUGGAGAUUCAGGCGGUGCGAUUAACACCGGUGCAGAAUCAGCCGCAGUCCGUGCAGAUCACAACGCUGAACGAUCAGUCGGCGGCGGUCAACGCCGCCAGCCAGUUACCGGCGAUCACCGCCGCGGCCGUGCAGAAUCUGGUGGCGUUGCAGCACAGUUACGUCACGCAAACCGUCGUCGGUCCGCCGCAGCUGCAGGCUGCUCAGCAGCAAGCGAUAAGGCCCCUGCCGACCGCCUCGCCGAUGUCCAACAGCAAGCCUUACAAGAUCGUUCAGCCGCAGCAGCAGUGCUACAAGUUCCCGAACCUCGUGCAGAAUCUAAAUGCUCAACCGUGUAAAUUUAACGCCACCGCCUUCAAGUCGUAUCCCACGCAACAAGUGGUAACGGUCUCUACGACGGAGCCACCGUCGCAGCCACAGAUAUUGCUGCAGUGCAGGCCGUCAUCCGGUUUGGACAUUACCGCGCCCGCUUUGCACCCCAAGCUGCUACCUCAACCGACGACGUCCAACACGGAGAAAGAAGAGAUCUUCGCCGUGCCUAAGUGUCAAAUAAAAGGGAGGAAUAGAUCCCGAAGCAGCUCCUCUUUAACGGCGCCUAGGAUACAUCCACCGCCGCUAGUAUCCGCAGUGAGCGACCCAGCUCUGAAUUUGAAUAACAAUGUUUUACUCGCGCACUUACUCACGAAUAAUGUAACGCAAGUAACGACAGCGCAACAUAUCACGACCCCGGUGACUGUACAAACAAUGCAAACUUCUAGUAUACAGCAGACACAACCACAGCAACAGACAAUGCAACCAUCCACAGCCCAGCAGAUUCUCCUAAAUGCGAACAAUCAAACGCAUCAGUCCCACAGUAGUCCAAUAGGCUCGCCGAAGGACUCUACCGCGCACAGUCCCCAGGCUUUGAGCCUCAGCCCGCUGCACAGCCCGAUGAGCAUAGGUAGCCCUUUGUCACCCAACCGUGGAUACAUGAAGGGUGACUCGGAAAGGGGACAGUACAAGGAGCAGAGGCGAGUCGGCCACAUUCACGCGGAACAGAAGCGUAGAUACAACAUCAAGAACGGCUUCGACAUGCUGCACAGUCUGAUACCGCAGCUCAGUCAGAAUUCCAAUGCGAAACUGAGCAAGGCGGCGAUGCUGCAGAAAGGGGCGGAUUACAUCCGGCAACUUAAGGCGGAGAGACACCAGUUGAAGGACGAGAUGGAUAGCCUGAGACAGCAGAUCGAGUGCCUUAAUACAUCUAUUAGUAAUUGUCAAUCUAUGCUUCCUGCAACGGGUGCUCCAGUUUCUAGACACAGGACCAGCAAGAUGAAAGAGAUGUUCGACGAGUAUGUACGUACGCGCACGCGAGAAAACUGGAAAUUCUGGAUUUUCAGUAUAUUGAUAGAACCGCUGAUGCUGUCCUUCAAUACUUCAGUUUCAACUGCGAGUAUCGAGGAUUUGUAUAGAAGUACAUUAUUGUGGGUAGAGCAACAUUGUUCGCUUGUCGAUCUCAGACCAGCUGUUCUGAAUUCUCUAAGGUCUCUAUGUACUGCCACUGACAUUUUAUCAAACCCCACCCGCCUUCCCGAAGAAGCGCUCGCGGCAGUUAAUCGAACGGAACGCCGACGGUCCAUGCAGUGAUAGAGUGCGUGAAUUCAGCGGCGUGUUUGUAUAAAAAAAAAGUUCAAGGUUUAGAUACAUAUGUAUGAACGUAAGGGAUGAUAGUUACCGUAUAACUUAAGUUAGAUUUACGCGAAACAAAAAGAAGACGUAACAUUCGGUUAAUCAGUAACCAGAAUAAAAAUUUAAGUGCAAUUCCUCUUUUUAUUGCAACGGCACGUUAAAGUUGCAAAAAAAUGUAUAAUGAAAAAAUAUAUAAGAAAUGUUUUUAA